AUGGCGCCUCCUCAGUCCGACGAGCAGCUCGUCGACGAUCCUGCCAUGGUGGACAUUACUCCUCCUCACCCCGACGAGCAUUUCGGUGACGACGGGCCCGGCUCGCUGCGGGACGGCUGCCGGCGCCAGGAGCCGCUGUGGAUCGUCUUCGACGUGUCCGGCACCAUCCGCCUCGCGUCGGGGCUGCGCGUGUCGUCCCACAAGACCGUAGACGGCCGCGGGCGGCGCGUCACCCUGUCCGGCAAGGGGCUUCUUCUCCGCGAGUGCGAGCACGUGAUCCUGUGCAACCUGGAGGUGGAGGGCGGGCGCGGGCACGACGCCGACGCCGUCCAGAUCAAGCCCGGGUCCAGGCACGUGUGGGUGGACCGCUGCAGCCUGCGCGACUUCGCCGACGGCCUGCUGGACGUGACCUGCGGCAGCACGGACGUGACCGUCUCCCGGUGCCGCUUCUCGGCGCACGACAAGGCCGUGCUGAUCGGCGCCAGCAGCGGCCACGUCGGGGACCGGCGCAUCCGGGUGACCAUCCACCACUGCCUCUUCGACGGCACGCGGCAGCGGCAGCCCCGCGUCCGGUUCGGCCGGGUGCACCUCUACAACAACUACACCCGGGGCUGGGGCAUCUACGCCGUCUGCGCCAGCGUGGAGUCGCAGGCGGCGGACAGAGACUGCAGCUCAAGUGGGCGCAUCCGGUCUGAAGGCGACCUGUUCCUGAACGGCGCGCAGGAGUACACCGAAAAUGAUUUGGAAACUGCAGAAGACGACCAGUGGGACUUCGAGGUCCGGGAUUGCUACAAGCCGUGGUCGGUCCAGCCCGCGUCGAUGGCGCUCAAGGAGCUCCUCGAGUCCUGCACCAGCUGGCAGCCGGAUCAGUGCACCGAUGAUGUCAAGGGAAAGCUCCCAUUGAAGACCUGCCAUGAACUCCUCAUGGUGAGCCUGGACAUCGAGAAGAACCUGCACGAGGUGAGCCUGCCGUUCUUGGUGCUGCACGGUGGAGACGACAUCGUGACGGAUCCUUUGGUGAGCAAGCUGCUGUUCGAGGAAGCGUCGAGCGGGGACAAGGACUUGAAGCUCUACCCUGGGAUGUGGCACGCGCUCAUGGCGGAGCUCCCCCAGGACGCCGAGCGCGUCUACUCCGACAUCAUCUCUUGGCUGGACCAGAGGGCGAAUUGUGCAGCUAAUGUUUCCGUAGUGAAUACUGGCACGGCAAGCGCCUAG
This is a messenger RNA of Triticum turgidum subsp. durum (durum wheat), 1215 nucleotides long. Lineage: Eukaryota; Viridiplantae; Streptophyta; Magnoliopsida; Poales; Poaceae. The record is from the annotation of a GenBank genome assembly.